Molecule: messenger RNA, 1466 nt
Organism: Neodiprion virginianus
Lineage: Eukaryota; Metazoa; Arthropoda; Insecta; Hymenoptera; Diprionidae
Product: galactokinase-like
Exons: 2
Coding region: 781-1212 (143 amino acids)
Source: RefSeq, a predicted model, not a curated record
CAUUUAAAUGCUUUUUUUUUAUAAGCCACCUAUCGAGACAAUUUGGAUUUAAAAAUACAAAAAAGAUUUCCUAAACCCGGCUUGAUUGCAGACCUACUAUAUGCUAGAUCCCUAUCUUGAGUAAGUUUUCCUAGCAAGAAAGAUACAUCUACCGGUAGUUCAAGUAUGGUAUUUUUAUGGAAUUUUUGUUUAGCUCUUUUUUACGUUUGAGAUACGUGGACUUCGAUAUUUGGAGAAUUAUACGUCAGUCUCCAAAUCGACCAGGGCACCCCCUUCAAUAUUUAUAAUCUUACAGAGAAGCAUUACUAAAAAUUAGUAUAUGUUUGUGAAAUUCUGUGAAAAACUAUUCAUCGAGUUUCAUUUCAAUUUUUUUAAGAAGUUGAUUUAUUAUUUUUUGUAGAUGGUUGUAAUUUUUCAUAUUUCAUUGUUCAAUGUUUUGAACUACCAAAACUGUGUAAAGAAGAACAACGAUUUCCUCCGAAAAACAACGGUUAUUUAGGAUUUUUUAUUUGUUUGCGUUUUCAUAGAAUAUUGCAAAAUUAUUUUCAUCAGGAAGAUCUCAAUCUAAGUUGGGCAAUCUUCACGAGCACUAAUCAUCUGAGAAUUUACCACAAGUAACGUGAAGAGAACUCCUACAGAGAAAUCCUGCAUGCAGACAAAUGGACCAGAUUUUAGACACGGAAUGUUUAUAGAAAAUGUUAAUGUUUCCAGAGAAUCUCACCUCAAUCUUCACUGUGGUACUUAUAGUGAUUAAUUUUUGUACGGCUCUUAGGAAAUGUAAUGUGGGAGAGUCACUGUUCGAUGAGGGAUAACUUUGGAUCAUCUUGUUCUCAAGUUGAACGCAUAAUGAGUAUGAUACAAAAUAUUCCCGGCGUUUACGGAGCCAGAAUUGUCGGCCGAGAUUUUGGCACCAUUGUUCUUGUCUUGGUACACAGGCACGCUGUAAAAACGAUGGUGAAUGCUUUGCGCAGUGGUGACCAAUGUCAAGAGUAUCAAGUUGUAAAACCGUCGUCCGGUUCCGGAAUUUUAUACGCAGACACAAACGAGCAGCUUUUGCCAAUCGUAAGCAACAAGAAGCGACUCAGAAAAUCUCAUAGAAACAAUUUAUUUGUAGGUGAUUAUAAUGAUUAUCACCAACAGUAUGAUACUAUUUACGGUAUCAGAGAUAAGAAAACUUUUACACCUGUGAAAGAAACUUACACAAAAUAUUAAUAUCAAAUGUGGUUGAAACAAAAUUUUCGUCGCAUGAUAUUUUUGUGCCAAAAUUACCUGUUCCAACAAAUACAGAUAUCAUAACAGGUAAAAAUAGAACACGACGUAAUCUGUAUACAUGUUAGUUUAUUUGUAUUUGAUUACCUAUAAAAGUAUACAUUUUAUAGGCAUACGAUACAAUAAAAACAAUGUCAAUAGUGAUAUUUGACUAGAAAUUGUAAAAAAAUUUUUGUAAAUAAACAACGUGAUUAAAA